AUGAUUAAUUCAUCAACUGAAGGUAAAUCUUCACCUUCAUUAGCAUUUUCUUCGACAAAUACUACUGCUGGUAAUGAUAAAACAAACAUUAAUAAUGGAAAUUCAACAUCAACAAUUAAUAAAGAUGAUCCAGAUUGGAAAUCAAAAUUGAACAUUCCAGAAAAAGAUAAUCGUGCUAGAACAUCGGAUGUUACCAAUACAAGUGGUCAUGAUUUUGAAGAUUAUUGUCUUAAACGUGAAUUACUUAUGGGCGUUUAUGAAAAAGGUUGGGAAAAACCAUCACCCAUUCAAGAACAUUCAAUACCCAUUGCUCUAACCGGUCGUGAUGUUCUUGCUCGUGCAAAAAAUGGUACAGGAAAAACUGGUGCAUACGCAAUACCUGUUAUUGAACGAAUCGAUCCAACUAAAAAUGCAAUUCAAGCUGUUAUCUUAGUUCCAACUCGUGAAUUAGCUUUACAAACAAGUGCUAUCUGUAUGGAACUUUCCAAACAUCUUCAUUUGCGUGUUAUGGUUACAACUGGCGGUACAGCAUUACGUGAAGAUAUUGCUCGUUUACAAGAAGUUGUUCAUAUUGUUAUUGCAACACCUGGCCGUUUAUUAGAUUUAGUUAAUAAAAGCUUAGCUAAAAUUGAUGCAUGUCGUGUAAUUGUAUUAGAUGAAGCUGAUAAAUUACUUUCACAAGAUUUUAAUCAUUUGUUAGAUGAUGUUAUUUAUCAUUUACCACAAGAUAGACAAAUUAUGUUAUAUUCAGCUACAUUUCCAUUAACUGUAGAUGAUUUUAUUAAGAAACAUAUGCGUAAUCCAUAUGAAAUCAAUCUUAUGGAAGAACUAACUCUCAAAGGUAUUACGCAGUACUACGCAUUUGUACAAGAACGUCAAAAGGUUCAUUGUUUAAAUACAUUAUUUUCAAAAUUACAAGUGAAUCAAUCAAUUAUUUUUUGUAAUUCAACACAACGUGUUGAACUUUUAGCUAAAAAAAUAACUGAUCUUGGUUAUUCAUGUUAUUACAUUCAUUCAAAAAUGCGUCAAGAUCAUCGUAAUCGUGUUUUUCAUGAUUUCCGUACUGGCCUUUGUCGUAAUCUUGUUUGUUCGGACUUAUUUACACGUGGUAUUGAUAUUCAAGCUGUAAACGUUGUUAUCAAUUUUGAUUUCCCAAAAUUAAGUGAAACAUAUUUACAUCGUAUUGGUCGUUCAGGUCGUUUUGGCCAUUAUGGUAUUGCUAUAAGUCUAAUAACAUAUGAAGAUCGUUUUUCAUUACAUAAAAUCGAACAAGAAUUAGGUACAGAAAUUCAACCCAUACCAAAACAAAUUGAUCCAUCACUUUAUGUUGCUGAAUAUCAAAUGGGUGGUGAAAAUACAAGUGAAAAACAACAAGAAAAUAAUGGAAAUGCUUCUGCUAAUACAAAAUCAUAA
Messenger RNA from Adineta steineri, 1413 nucleotides. The record is from the annotation of a GenBank genome assembly. Lineage: Eukaryota; Metazoa; Rotifera; Eurotatoria; Adinetida; Adinetidae.